GGCGGCGGCAGGGGCAGUGGCGGCGGCAGGGGCGGCAGUCCCGGCGGGGUUGCGUCCUGCCGGGGCGAUGUGGGAGCGCAGGCUGCUGCUGUCUGCCCCGGGCAAGGCCAUCCUCCACGGGGAGCACGCCGUGGUGCACGGCAAGGUGGCUUUGGCCGUGGCGCUGGACCUCAGGACCUUCCUCCGGCUGAGGCCCUGUGGGGAGGGCAAGGUCUGUAUUCGUCUGCCCGGCGUUGGCGUUGAGAGGAGCUGGGACACGCUUCGCCUCCAGGCUCUGCGCAAAGGGUUUGCAGCUGCCUCUGAUGGCUCUAAGUCCCCCAGUGUAGAGCAGCUGGAGACACUGAAAGAGUUUGCUGGAAUUGCUGCCAGAGCCUCAUCUCCUGAGAGCCUUGCUACUCUUGCCUUUCUUUAUAUGUACCUGGCUAUUUCAGCUAAGUAUGGAGAUGUUCCAAACCUGGACAUACUGGUGUGGUCCCAGCUGCCCACUGGAGCUGGCCUGGGUUCCAGUGCUGCCUAUGCUGUCUGCUUGGCUGCAGCCCUGCUGACAGCCUGUGGUGCCAUCUCCUGCCCGCUGAAGGAGGGAGAGUCCACAGCCAGGUGGACAGAAGAGGAGCUGACUUUGAUCAACAGCUGGGCCUUCCAGGGGGAGCGAGUGAUCCACGGCAACCCCUCGGGUGUGGACAACGCCGUGGGUACCUGGGGUGGAGCCCUGCGAUACCAGUCAGGCAAAAUCACGCCCUUAAAGAGGGUGCCAAUGCUGAGGAUCCUGCUGACCAACACAAAAGUCCCUCGAAGCACCAAAGUCCUGGUGGCUGGUGUCAAGGAGAAGCUCCUGAAGUACCCUGCCAUAAUGAACCCAGUACUGGACUCCAUUGAUGCCAUUUCUCAGGAGUGCCAAAGUCUUCUGGAAGCAAUGCCUGCAAAUCCAUCACCAGAGGAUUACCCUGUGCUGGAGGAGCUCUUUGAUAUCAACCAACACCACCUAAACGUCAUUGGAGUUGGCCACCCCUCCCUGGACAGGCUGUGCCAGGUGACAGCAUCCCAUGGGCUGCACAGCAAACUGACAGGGGCUGGCGGGGGUGGCUGUGGCAUCACUCUGCUGAGACCAGACACCUCCCUGCUGGCCGUGGAAGCAGCCAAGGAAGAUUUGUGUGCCUGUGGAUUUGAGUGCUGGGAGACCAACAUCGGGGCCCCCGGGGUCACCCUGCACUCCUCCUCCUCUUUGAACACUAAAGUGCUGCAAGCGCUCGGCGAGAGCUGAGCUGCUGCCACCUCUGGCCUGACUGAGCUCUUGGCACCAUGUCCUCGGAGCUGUAACUGUGCCUGUCCUGAUGCCUGGAGCCUUCUCUCCCAUUCCUCUGUGGGAAAUGCAGGCAUGGAGCCAGUUUGGAGCCUGGUGUGACUGGGAGUGGGGCUGUGCUUGAGGACCUGGGAGCAACUGCUCGCUGUAGGGCUGCAUGUGAGCUUAACCCAGGCUCUCAAAAUCCUGUCUGGAAUUGACUUUGCUGCUGUGCUAAUCCCAAGGGGUAGGAGGAGAGGGUCUUGGCUGGAAUCCAGCAUGGAUAAUGACACUUGGCUUGGUUCUCCUGCUUCUGAUGCAUGUGGUGUCUCUUCCCUUCUCCCCUGGUGUCCCUGGAGGGCAGGCAGCGGAGGUUGGCAAGGUGGAUGUGCUGAGUGCUUUGACGUUUUGGGGUGAAAAGCAUCUUGGCAGCUCAGGGCUUGACACUCAGGUCUCUUUCUCCUGAGCUGAAGAGGAAACUUUUAAAUCCAGCUAUGAAUGAAGAGCUGGGUAACUAAAAUGAAAGCUACAGCACAACUUCAGGGACAUUAUCACUGGCUUCACUCUUUCCUCUCUGCCUGAGUUGGUAAGGAGGGUCCUGCAACCACUGCUUUUUGUCCACGUGCUCAAAGCCUGCUGCAAGCAGCAGCUGCCAAAUGCAAGGAGAUGGCUAAAGGGUUAAGGGCAGAGUUUUACUUCUGCUUGUAGUAGCUGUUGUGAGACCUCUCAUGGUUCAGUCUGGAAAGAGCAGAUCCUGGUGUUGGGUAGAUAAAAUGUGUUGUGAGCAGGCUGAGGGGGAUGAAGGAGGGUCAGUGAUGAAGCAAACACAAAUUGGGUUUGAGCUAACUACUUCUGAGUGGGAAAGGGGAAGAAACUCACUCAACCACCUCAUCAAAAGCUGAUUGUAACUUACAGUUGGCUAAGCAUAAACCCUAAAAGUGUUUAAGCUUUUUACACCCCUGAGAAGGCUUCUGAAAUAUUCAGAGCUGAAGGGAAUGGGCAAGGCAGUGCCUGAAGCUUCAGGUAAAAAGCUACCUUGAGAUGGCUGCUGCCUCUCCUCUACCUGCCAAAGAGGUUUUAUCCUCCUUCUGUUUGUCUUGGGGAGGGAGGGGGGAAGGUUGAGUGGCUUCAUUCAAAGCUGACUAAUCAAUCAGCAGUGGUGGGGAGCUCACCUUCCUCUUUCUCCUCCUGCAGGAAUAGCAUAAGCUCCUGUUGGAGAAGUCAAGCUGUACUAGCUCUCAAAUCCUGGCAUCCUGAUGGCCAGCCUUAGCUCACUGAUCAGCUGUAGAACUGUCUCUGGCUUUAAUAAAUGGAUGGGGUUGGGUUUGGUUUUUUU
This is a messenger RNA of Pogoniulus pusillus (Red-fronted tinkerbird), 2615 nucleotides long. RefSeq names its product mevalonate kinase (gene MVK). Gene Ontology annotation, cellular component: cytoplasm; cytosol. The record is from RefSeq and is a predicted model, not a curated record. Bases 68 to 1261 code for a protein of 397 amino acids. The transcript is spliced from 10 exons. Gene Ontology annotation, molecular function: ATP binding; mevalonate kinase activity. NCBI's taxonomy places the organism in Eukaryota, Metazoa, Chordata, Aves, Piciformes, Lybiidae. Gene Ontology annotation, biological process: isopentenyl diphosphate biosynthetic process, mevalonate pathway; cholesterol biosynthetic process; isoprenoid biosynthetic process.